Molecule: messenger RNA, 1564 nt
Organism: Planococcus citri (citrus mealybug)
Lineage: Eukaryota; Metazoa; Arthropoda; Insecta; Hemiptera; Pseudococcidae
Product: laminin subunit alpha-1-like
Exons: 7
Coding region: 109-1371 (420 amino acids)
Molecular function (GO): protein binding
Source: RefSeq, a predicted model, not a curated record
ACUUGAUCAACUGUAUGCAAAUGUUUUUAUUGCGGUAGAUUAUUUACUACAAUUUGUUAAAGUACCUAAACUAAUUGUUGAAGUGAGUGUUCGUGGAGAAGUAGCAAAAUGGUCCUCAUACUUCUGCUUUUGAUGCUUUGUGCGAAAUUCCACCAAGUUACCAUGGAAUAUAAUGAAGGAGCAGGAGCUUUGGUCAUGUUUAUUGAUCCAGUAUUCACGUGCAAUGAUGGUACUCGUAUCCGCGGACGUCAAUUUUGCGAUGGAAAUAAAGACUGCUCUCAGUAUGAAGAUGAAUACUCUUGUCCCGACCAAGGAACUACUCAAGGCAGUUUUGUAACCUACAAAUUCGACCAAUCAAAAUUGAGAGGAAAGAUCGAAUACAUGCUGGAAUUGAAAACAGCAUCCACAGAUGGUAUCAUUUUCUAUGUAACCGAACCGACGCACAAAGACUACGUCACCUUAUACCUCAAUGAAUCCAAAUUACACUUCUCGUUCGUCUGUGGCUCGAUUUCUGCUUCUGUAACAUCCGAAGCGUUGGUAAAUGAAGGAGAAUGGCACACUAUUGAGUUCACCAUCGAUCAAAAUUUAGGUUUAUUGAAGGUCGACCAACAAACUCAAACUAUCCGCAUCGGUUGCUCAUCGUUCAACAUCGCAGCUCCUUAUUAUCUCGGUGGAGUUGAUGUUCCCACCAUGAACACCAGCGUUAUGACACAUUUGCAAGGAUUCAAUCGAACUUUCGUCGGAUGCUUGAAGAAGUUCACGGCUAACAGAGUCGAAUACGAGAAACCUACUUCGUUGAUUGGAGUUGUACCUUGUUCGAGUCAAGUCGUAGCUGGUACCUUUUUCCCGGCGACUGGGGGGUAUUUGAAAGCUUUUGACCAAUUCAAAGUUGGCAAAGACUUCGAGAUCAACUUGGAAAUAAAACCACGUAACAUUAGCGGCGUUCUAUUGGGCGUACACGGGAAAAAAUUCUUCUUAGUUUUGCAAAUGAUCAACGGAGCCGUGAAAUUUACGGCGGACAGCGGUAAUGGACCAUAUUACACCAUUUUCAAACCUCAGACCUCGGAUUACUUCUGCGACGACCGUUGGCAUUUGAUUAAAGCUGUGAAAUCCAAAGCUUUGGUAAUCCUGUCAGUGGAUGGAACCGGAGCCGAAUACGGUACUGAGCCUAAUGGUAUCAAAUUAACCAAUACCAAUAAUCCAUUGUACGUCGGUGGAUAUCCUCCAGAUUUAUCUAACGCUAGAGGCAUCGAAACAAACAUCCAGUAUGUCGGAUGCAUGAGGAAUCUGCAGAUAAACGGACAAAAUUACAACUUUUCUUCAUUUACGACGUUCGGAAGCGUUAUGCAUAAUGCAAUUUGCCCUACUUAGGCGUAUUUUAGAAAAGUAUAGUCCGAAGGUUUGUAUUUAUUUAUUUAUUUAUUUAUUUAUUUAUUUAUUUAUUUAUUUAUGAUGUAUAAAAAUGUUGUACGUAGGUAUAGUUUUAUGGACAUACUGUGUAUAUUUUUUUUGAAUUAUUUUACACCUAAUUUUUUGUGUGUUCAAUUAUUUUCACCAGUGUAGA